Drosophila melanogaster (fruit fly) is the source of this 600-nucleotide messenger RNA. RefSeq lists its product as uncharacterized. The coding region runs from base 1 to 600 and encodes 199 amino acids. Lineage: Eukaryota; Metazoa; Arthropoda; Insecta; Diptera; Drosophilidae. The record is from RefSeq and is marked reviewed. The transcript is spliced from 2 exons.
AUGGAGAUGAAACCAAAGACAGCUGAAUUUUGGAUGGUAAUUUUCCUCUACCUGCUCCCUAAUUGGAAAUUGGAGGCGGAGGCCAAGAAUAAUUUUGAGCUGCAAACGGAUAAUUUUACAUGCAGCAGCGAUGAUAUUAGUUCAAGUGUCCUCAAGGAGUUCACUUGUGGCAUAAGCAAAAGUACCAAACGCCGCACUUGGCACAUGGAAUUCGUACUCGAACAACCUGUUGCCGAACAUGAUUUCUUCAUAAAAAUCGUCCUGCCGCGCAGGAGACCUCUACCGGAUUUCGUCCUGCUCAAUGUGACCACCGAUGGCUGUCAGUUACUCGCGAAUCGCAAUCAAGUGCCCCUUAUGCGCCUGGGCCGGAAUAUCAUGGAGCGUUUCAGCAACUUUCCCAAACAGUGUCCUUUCAAGCCAAACUUUACCUACUACAUUAGGGGAUUUCGCCUGGACCUGAACCUUGUGCCCGCCGUGGACAUGGAGACGCCAGUUCAAAUCGAGUUCAGUCAUCAGAACAAACAGCAGGGAAUCAGGUGGAUUACCGGUUAUCUGAUGGCACGUGUUCAACGGAUUAGCGAGAAAAAACGGUCCAAGUAA